Dentiscutata erythropus is the source of this 182-nucleotide messenger RNA. Lineage: Eukaryota; Fungi; Glomeromycota; Glomeromycetes; Diversisporales; Gigasporaceae. The record is from the annotation of a GenBank genome assembly.
UAUUCUUGCCUUGUUAUUUUGCAUCUGUAAAAAUUAAAUCUGAACCUAAAAAUGAAGGUGCUUCUAAAGAAGAUACAAAUAAUGUUUCGAGACUCUAUUUAGCUGAAUUAUCAUCAGCAGAAUAUACUUCACGAUUCGCAAAAUUAAAAUCACUAUCUCAUUCCGAUGAUAUAAAAAUUUGA